AUGGCACACCAGUUUGACCAGUACGAAAUAAUCAACCUUGAACGGGUAAACGAAGAAAACGCCAAAGAGCUGUUGAGCAAGUUGUCACAAAAUCUCUGCAAGACGCCGAGCAUUGGUAGGAGGGAUCAAAUCUGCGAUCCCACCUCCCUACAAUUAUACGGAUGGUGGCUAUUUAGCGCGGCAGCGGUUGUCUACAUGUAG
This is a messenger RNA of Pyricularia oryzae 70-15, 201 nucleotides long. RefSeq lists its product as uncharacterized. The coding region runs from base 1 to 201 and encodes 66 amino acids. The record is from RefSeq and is a predicted model, not a curated record. Lineage: Eukaryota; Fungi; Ascomycota; Sordariomycetes; Magnaporthales; Pyriculariaceae. The transcript has 2 exons.